AUGAACAGAUCCGUUGAGCCAGACCACGUGACGCCCCAACCGCCGAAACGACCGGCGUCGAAGAUCUACACGCUCAAAGAGCUGCGUCAGUGCACGGGGAGCGAGUUGCCACUUCGUCUGAGCGUCAGCGCAACCAAGAAAGAAGAGGGCUAUGCCGUAUACACGAUCACGACGUCGAGCUUGUCGACCCAGAACCGAUGCCACGCAUCGUACCGGUACUCGGAGUUCCUGGCAUUUCGCACCCAAGUCGAAGAGCUGUGGACGUGCCACGAUGGCAAGUGUCAAGGAUCAUGCCAGUCCCUCCGCGACCUCAUUGACGCGUGUUUCCCAAAGAAAGUGGGCCCCAUGUCGACCUGGUCGUUCAUGGUAGAAGACCGCAAGAACAAGUUCAAGAACGUGCUGAUCCACUUGCUGCGGUCGGUACUGCUCCCCGGCAGCAUUAUGAAGUGCUUCCACGCACGUCAGCAACUACCUCCUGCUCUCUUCAAGUUCCUGGGCAUUGAGGACAACGCAGACAAGCGGUCGCUACUGCAGGUGUAUGUGGACAACCACCAGCGUGGCAUGAAGAAGUCUUCGAGUCACACGGCACUGUCGUCGCUGGAAGGCGUUGCGGCGAAAGCUUCGAUGCAAAAGUCUGCAACGACGCCGAACUUGGCUCAGAUGGAGCUUGAUGCCGAAGAGAAAGGCGCGGCCAGCGAUGUGGAGGAGCUAAAGUGCAUGAUCUGUCUCGACAACGUCGAGAAUGAUGUGCAUGCUACUGGUCCACAGGGUCUUGUAACGCUCUCGUGCAAGCACGCGUAUCACCGCGAGUGUAUCUUUGAGUGGCUGCUAUUUCAGUACCACUGCCCAAUGUGCCGUGCACAGGUUGGUCCGCAUGCCACGACAAACUACGCGUGCCCAAAGAUGCAGGAACAGUGGUGGCUUGGCAACUUUAAGCAGAACCCACUCGCUGAGUAA
Hyaloperonospora brassicae is the source of this 957-nucleotide messenger RNA. The record is from the annotation of a GenBank genome assembly. Lineage: Eukaryota; Oomycota; Peronosporomycetes; Peronosporales; Peronosporaceae.